CUUGUUUUCGCGUCCAGGAGGGAGGGGAUGAGCUCGUCUCUUGCACGUGGGUGGCCUCGCUCGUAUGCGAUGUCACUGCCCCGUCGCUGUGCACUUUUCCGCGCAGGCGAGGAGACGAGAAGUAGAACAAUGCGGGAAACGUGUACGAGGAAGCGGCGUACCCGUGACCGCCGGGACAGCCCCAACCUGUUGCCGUCGCCCGUGCCGCCCCGAGAGCAGCGGCUGCAGUUAAUUGCGUGCACUGCGCCACGUGCCGCCUUGCCCUUGGGAUGCGCAUUCGUCGCAAGGGCAGUGAUUGGCCGUUCCAAAAUCGGUGGGCCAAGUGGACACGGUCGGUGUGCUACAGUAAACGUACUGCGUGCGUACGCAGAGAAAAUGUACGUAGAUGUACGUGGAGGGGAAAAAAUGGCUGUGGCUUAGGUAAGGUUAAGCCCAGGAUGCGAAGCAUACUAGCCUUUAUUUUAGUUGUUGAACCACUGUUUAGCCUGGUGAACUGCUGUUGCUUGGCUAUAUUUGGUUCGGCUAGACGAAGAAACAACUCAUGCAUUACUUCUUCGCCUUCAAGAGUGGAACGCGACAGCGUUCCCGUCGACCCGCCAAGGGGUGUAAGACAAUGGGCUACAGGGCAGCGACUACGCGCCCCGCAUUGGACGCGGUGAGCGUCGAGCAAAGCAGCGUUCGGCGCGGCAACGAAAUGUGCGCCUGAGCAAGAGACGCACGCCUUAGAAACAGCGCGUUUCUAAGGCAACACCGCAUUCACUAGAGGCGCUUUUGUACCGCUUUGAAGCGUUGUACUCGUGGCUCAGUGGAUUCCACUUCCGGCUACCGUUCGGUACGGACGUCGAAUGUCGCGCUCCGUAGGGGCGGUGUUUGCGGCUAUGCCAAGCCGCGGAAACAGGAUGCCUGCGUCCGUUGAACAGGAAUACCAUGUUGUUUUGCCACCACUGCCUACAGGUUCGUGUGUUUUAAACACAGUUUUUCUUCAUGGUGACGUGAAAGCGAGGCCAUUCCGUGUCGAAGAUUUUCGCGACACGCUGGCUCAUCUGAAAUUGCUCCCCGAGGUGGUCGCCUUGGGGGCUUUCCAGAUGAACCACGUCUGGGCGGUGACGUUCGAGAGUGCAGAGGCGACAAAGAAAAUGCUGAAGUAUACGGAAGUUCAAGUCAAGGAACGACGAUGUCUGGUUGUGGAUCCACACAACCGAGAUGUCCGGGUUAAACUCCACUGGUUGCUGCACAAUGUGCACGACGAAGACGUACACGCGGCGUUUGCUCCAUACGGGAAAGUCAACGACGUCCAGAAAGAGCAAUGGCGUGUACCAGGCAUCACGGACAAAGGGUCGUCUAUGCGUACAGUGACCCUCAAGCUGAAGCCAGGUGUGACACGUGAUGAUCUACCGCAUCAGCUACGAGUAGCAGGCAUAAUGGCGCUAGUGGUCGUGCCAGGUCGUGCUCCACUGUGUCUUCGGUGCAACCGUACGGGGCACAUCAGGCGCGAGUGCCGCGUGCCACGUUGCUCUGUGUGUCAACGCUUCGGCCACGAAGAAAGUCAGUGCGUGCGCACGUAUGCAAACGUUGCGGGACCAUCGAGAAGUGAGGAAGUCGUCAACGAGCACCUCAUGGACGAAGUCGACGCAGAGGAAAGUGCUAGUGCGUCGAGACCAUCUCUGGCGCCACUUUCAAAGAAAGACCCAGCCAUAAAUUCCACGAAACGAGAUGUAGAUCAGGUUGCGAGUGAAGCCAUACCGACAUCUGGAAAGACAACAUCAGCUAAGGACGCUGAAACAAGUAAUGACGCAAGUACAAGCAAGCAACCCUCCGUAGCAACGAGUGAGGACGAUUCAAGCGUAAUGGACACUACGGAAACCAGCAAAGCAGCGGCAGCGGCCAAAAGAACGCACGAAGAAAGUACCGGCGAAGAGCAGAAUGCGAGCACUCAAAGUGUGGGCGAACCACCUGUGAAGACAGCAACUGGUCGGAGGCCAACCUUUAGACCAACGCCAACCAUACCGCCGGACAGAAAGGCGGCGGCGACGCAGCGGACUUAACUGGUCGUGCGUUCGCGUGUUUUUGCC
Molecule: messenger RNA, 2072 nt
Organism: Dermacentor albipictus
Lineage: Eukaryota; Metazoa; Arthropoda; Arachnida; Ixodida; Ixodidae
Source: RefSeq, a predicted model, not a curated record